AUGAGCGCGACGAAGAGGGCGGAGGUCCACUCCGGACCAGGAGACACUCUGUCUCCCGUCAAGGAAGGAGAGGUCAAGAUAGACAUCGAGCAGCCGCCGAGCAGGUCGUUCACGCCGGCGCUCGCCAGCGAGAACGGAAACACCAAGCAGGCCAACCAAGACCCCGCGUUCCACCCGUCGCAGAUCGACGGCGACGAGGACGACGACAUGAUGAAGCGCACGGCGGAGGAGUCGAAGAAACGCCGCCGGCACAUCUUUUUCAAACAGCUCCGCUGGGCGCUGGUCACGAUAUCCAUGAUGGUCUUCGGCGCCGGCAUCUACCUCCGCGUCGCCCACGACGACUGGCGCGUCGCCGGCCUCAGCGGCUGGCGCUGGGCCAUGUUCCUUGGAAUCCUCGUUCCGUGCCGCGUCAUCUUUCGCAUGGCGAUCAAGAUCUUCCUCUUCGGGCUCCGCAGCAAGGCCUUCGAGUCCUUCCACGAGCGCAUCGCCUACUUCGUCGCGCCCAUCGAGUCGCGCUUCGUGUGGAUGCUGCAAUUCAUCACUUACGUCGUGCUGUGGGAGACCCUGAUGGGCGACAACAACGGCCGCCUGUCUGGCGCGUACGAGCCGAUCUAUCGCAUCCUCGCGAGCAUCCUGGUCUACUGCGUCGGGCGCUGCUGCUCGAUGCUGCUCACCAAGUGGUUCAGCGCGCACUUCAACCGCAAGACCUUCUUCGUUCGCCUGAAGGCGACCCUGCGCACCGAACUCGUGCUGUCGACGCUCGCGACGCCGCGGAAGAAGGCCAAGGCGCACCGCGCGUCGCUGGGGUCGGCCGCGGCCCCGGCGAAGGACGCGCACCGGCCGCAUUCCCGGAGCGGGUCGGUCAGCGGGAUGAACAGCGCUGGCGGGAAGUGGCCGUCGCAAACGUCCAUCUCCGCGGGCAACAGCACGACGGAGAACGCGUUCAGCCCCGACAAGCUGCUGCAGGGCGUGCAGGAGGUCCUCGCCGACGCCGUCGAGCACGCGCCGUCGGCCGCUACGGCAACCUCCGACGGUCGCCCAAAGGCGGGGAAGAAUGCGUCGAAGCAGUGGGUCUUCAGCGCGCUGUUGGCGCACCCGAUGGACUUGCAGCGGAAGGUCGACGAGUGGGGCAUCGACGACGCGACCGACGCGGGCGGCACGCACACGCAGGUGCAGAACCUGGAGAAGUACGUGCGCAAGCACCAGCUCGGGAUCAACUUCGGGCGCAACCUGAAGGAGGCGCGCAUUCUGUCGGACAACGAGACCCUGGACAAGGUCUCGCGGCGGUUCGCGCGGUUCGUGUUCGAGAACAUCCGGCCGGCGGGCAAGGACUUCGUCGAGCGGUGCGACCUGGAGAAGAUCCUGCCGGAGGGCAUGGUCGAGGAGGGCAUGGCGAUGCUCGACGUGACGCUGGACGGGAAGGUCACGAAGGAGGACACGCACGCGGCGGUGAAGGCGGUGCUGAAGGAGCGCAUCGACCUGUCGAACGCGCUGCGGGACACCAAGACGGUCGUCGGGACGCUCGGGCGCGUGGUCGCCGCGUGCACGAACAUCGUGGUGGCCUUCAUCGUGCUGUGGAUCUUCCAGGUGGAGAUCCUCGAGCUGUGGCUGUCGUUCGCGACCGCGACGCUCGCCUUCACCUUCGUCUUCGGGAACACGCUGAAGAACAUCUUCGAGUCCGUGCUGCUCCUCUUCGCGACGCACCCGUUCGACGUCGGCGACGCCGUGCUCAUCAACAACGACUUGUACUACGUGAUGGAAAUAGCCCUGCUGCGCACCCACAUGCGCAUGGCGCCCGGGCCGCAGGUCUGGUUCCCGAACCACGUGCUCAACUGCCUCCCCAUCAUCAACCUCACGCGCUCCGGGCCGCGCUGGGAGCCCUUCGAGUGCUGGGUGGACGUCGGCGUCGACACCGUGAAGAUCCGCGAAACGAUCACCAAGGACCUGAACGACAUGAUGAAGGGCAAGCCGCAGUACUUCACGGGCGAGUUCGCUGUCCGUUGGCUCAUCGCGCCGGACGGGAACAAGAUUAAGCUUGCCAUAUGGUAUGGGUGCGCAAACAACGGGUCGGACCUCGGGGUGUGCGGUGAGGCGCGCAACCUGGUGUUCGAGACGUGCAUGGGCACGCUCACGAAGCUCGACGUGAAGCCCGCGGUCAACCACAACGUCGCGAUGGGCGCGGGCGCGGGCCUGGGCAUGGGCGCGGGCGGCGUGGCCCUGGGCGACCUGCUGAACGACGAGUCGACGCGGCAAGCGCAGGCGGCGGCGGCGACGAUCAGCGCCGAGGGCCUGCGCCAGCGACGCUGA
This is a messenger RNA of Pedinophyceae sp. YPF-701, 2307 nucleotides long. The record is from the annotation of a GenBank genome assembly. NCBI's taxonomy places the organism in Eukaryota, Viridiplantae, Chlorophyta, Pedinophyceae.